AAAGAAAAAGAUUCAGCAGAGGUGAAUCUAUUUUGGGUACGCUAUUCAAUAGCCGAAUGGCAGAAAAAAGUAAAGGAAGAUGAUCUUUAUCGUUGUCCAUUUACAAGCAUGCGGCAUGCCUUCUCACUUUGCGCCACAAAUGAAGAAAUUGAAUCGUUAUUAAAAGCCGCAAAUUCUCUUAGUUCUUCAGAAAAAAAAAAUUUAUUAACUACAGGAAAAGACAAAUAUUUACGAAGAUUAAAAAAUAAGUUUAAUAAAAUGAAGGGUAAAGUCUAUACCACAAUUCUUUAUAUUGCACCUGAUUUUGCUAAUCACAUUGUGGCAAUUAUCGCCGAGAAUGAACAACUUGUUCCAUUCAUUGUUGAUGAACAAAACAUUCAACAAAUAUUUGCAACGAUCAUCGAUUAUGAAGAUUUUGACGAUCUUGUUCAUGAAGACCCAACCAACUCCCUUUUAUCGGGAAUCAUGGAUUUUGCAAAUCCCCCAAAAUUGCUAAUAAAAAUAUUCCAUCUGAAAUUAUUGAAUACUUUGAGUAAUACUAAAGAAUUCGUUUUUGAGAACAAAACUCGAAAAUACCUUGAAUCUUUAUUAAACGGAAACGAAAUGGAAAAACCAAUAGAUAACUCAAUCUCUAGCCAUGAUAUGGAGACAUGCAUUCGAACGAUAGAAUUUUUGCACCAUAUUUGGAAACAAAAUAAAUAUAAUGAUCAGCAUCUUAAUUUCAAUGAAUCAACGUAUACAGUUGAUAUGUUCACUUCAAUUAUUAAGAAUUUUUGCAUGGAGGAUAUAGAUUUUAUUACGUUCUGUGGAGAAUUUGAAACAGCAUGCUCUCGUAAUCGUCGACAAGCGUUACAUGAAGGUUUGAAUGACGAAGACAUAGAUGCCACCUCAUUGCAGCCCGAAGCUAACUUUAGUGCUGACGAUGUUACUAUAGAUACGUCCAAAAGAGGGCACAAAAUAGAUGGUGCUGUUGGUAUGCGUAUAAUGGGGCAAAAUCUGAUUGCGUUUUUGGUAGUUGAAUCUAAAAAGCCAGGUGUAGAUUCCGGAAACGAUAAAAAGAAACAACUACAAGAACAGUGUGAUGAGAUGAAUGAAAUCUUUUGUUUCUAUGAAGAUAAUUACAAAAAAUCUCUUACAAAAGAAUUGCUUGAACAAAUUCAUAAUUUAUAUAUUAUUGGCGCAAGGAUUUCAGGCAUCUUGGAUAAAUUAAAUGGAGACGAUCAAUUGGAAAUAACUGUCUAUGACAUCCCAGGAAGUUUGUUAGGUCGUCGUCGUUUGUUAAGACGAAACAUUUACGUGCCAUCAAGAGUUCAGUUAAAACACCAUACCGUCGAUUAUAUUGAAUCAUUGAUGGCAAUUAAAAUGCUACUAAAAGAUCUGAAAUUUCGACUUCAAAGUGUUGAAGAAACUUUGAAUAAGUUGAUUAAUGAAGAUGGUUCAUAUGAUUUAAAGUUUGAGGUUGAUGGUGUUAUUUAA
Cetraspora pellucida is the source of this 1476-nucleotide messenger RNA. NCBI's taxonomy places the organism in Eukaryota, Fungi, Glomeromycota, Glomeromycetes, Diversisporales, Gigasporaceae. The record is from the annotation of a GenBank genome assembly.